Messenger RNA from Patiria miniata (bat star), 1630 nucleotides. RefSeq names its product sushi, von Willebrand factor type A, EGF and pentraxin domain-containing protein 1-like. The transcript is spliced from 7 exons. Bases 180 to 653 code for a protein of 157 amino acids. The record is from RefSeq and is a predicted model, not a curated record. Lineage: Eukaryota; Metazoa; Echinodermata; Asteroidea; Valvatida; Asterinidae.
ACAGGGUGUGGUUUAGGUAGCUUGGCAUAGCUUCGUUUAGCAGUUGAGACGGAAGCAGUGUAACGGCGGACAGCUCUCGGCCUUAUAAAUUAUUUUGGACUCGCGUCUUGUCUAUCUUCGUGAUAAGUGAUAACAUAGAGAGUUUCAUAGUAAACAAGACGAAUCCUCAGUCGCUCAAAAUGAAGGUGUUUCUUCUUGUCGUCUUCGUCGGCCUUGCCAGUGGUGCUUAUGCCUACCCCGCCAGGGAAGUGGAGGAGCGCAGCCUGGAUGACUUGAAGGCAGAACUGAUCCGUACUUUGGAGGAAAGGUAUCCCCAGCGUGAUGUUGAUUACAUCGCUCCGUAUUUCACAUUUUGCCCGGCUGAUAUCACUGUGAGUGCGCCACCUGGUUCCGACUCGGCCCAGGUAUCCUGGGAGGAUGCCAUCGUCACUGACAACUCUGGCGUACAACCCAAGGUGGAAAUGUCGCCGCCCAACCCAAACCCAUUCAGCGUCGGGCAGCAUUUGGUCAGCUAUAGAGCGACUGAUGGGGCUGGCAACGUGUCCUCGUGUGUUUUCGUUGUCACGGUUGUGAAAGCGGGAAAGCGCAGUCUGGAUGACUUGAAGGCAGAUCUGAUUCGUGCUUUAGAGGAAAGACUCACCGAAGCUAAUUAAACGUGAUACAGAGUUGGAACAAGGACAACUCCUACACGUAUAACCACACUGAUGCAUGGAUGGCGUCAUUGAAGACUACAGUAACCCACCACGACUUCUGAGCAAUAACACUUUAUGAUAAUAGGGUUUUGGGCUUAACUACUAACACUUUUAAAUUUGAUUUCUGCGUGUUACUGAAGAUCGUAUUGACCAUUCAUGCCGCUAUAACAUUUUAUAUUCACCCCAUUGAAGCGACACUAUGUCCUGAAAAACGCCCUAUUGGGCUACAAAACGCAUUUUAAACGUAAAAAGCCAUUUAAAUGGAAAGAGAAUUUAAAAGCAAGAUAUAAGCGGCCACACAAUUACAACCAUCCUUUAGUUUGUGUUAUUCUUGUGAGAACGAAUUUCGGGUGGACAUUUUGACUCAGAAAUCGCAUUCACAGCCGACAUGCUGCCGACAUGCGAGAAAACAUUUGUGUACGUCAGAGACAACCCCCCCCCCGGAUUUUUCGUCUUUUCUAUCUCAAGAACAGUGCGACAAUAAUAAUUUCCUCUCAACCGGAAGGUUUUGAAAUAGGAUAAGUAAACAUCUUAAACAUACAAAUCUCGGCAAUUAUCAGGACAAUGGGAGCCUUCAAAUAAGUUUGCCUUCAGUGUAUUCAAUUUUAUUCUUCAACAAAAACAUUUUACCGCAAUUAAGAAACUUCAACUAACUUUUGAUCUUAAUUCAGUUAUAGAAAAUAGGGCCGGUGCGAUAUGGAAUAGUGAUAUACUGAUGACAAUUUGGUUCUAUACAUUUCAGUUGUAUGCAUCUGCUCCUAAUACAUUUGCUAACGAGUUAAAACUAAAAGCCAUUUUCGUAAUGAAUAAUUGAAAUAACUAAGAAGAAACAGUACUAAUCCAGUGUGUACUGAAUUCAGAUUAAAUAUUUUCCUGGUGCAUGAUUGUCAGUACGCUGUUUCCUUUUUAUAAUAAAAGAGAGAUACUGAAAAUUGCUA